Messenger RNA from Episyrphus balteatus (marmalade hoverfly), 1964 nucleotides. Its product is annotated as bifunctional purine biosynthesis protein ATIC. The record is from RefSeq and is a predicted model, not a curated record. Lineage: Eukaryota; Metazoa; Arthropoda; Insecta; Diptera; Syrphidae. Bases 98 to 1870 code for a protein of 590 amino acids. Gene Ontology annotation, cellular component: cytosol. Gene Ontology annotation, molecular function: phosphoribosylaminoimidazolecarboxamide formyltransferase activity; IMP cyclohydrolase activity. The transcript has 6 exons. Gene Ontology annotation, biological process: 'de novo' IMP biosynthetic process.
UUCUCAAAAUAAUCUUCGAACAAUUCAGUUCACUUUAAUUAAACUUUUUUACUUAUUUGAUUACAGAUAUUCUUUCGCUUCACAGUUUUAAUUCAAAAUGGCAUCAGGAAAGUUAGCUUUAUUAAGUGUAUCCGAUAAAUCUGGACUCGUUGAGUUUGGAAAAAAUCUAGCCGCCCUAGGCUACAAACUUGUUGCAAGUGGAGGUACCGCCACUGCUUUGCGUAGUGCUGGAUUAAUUGUCGGCGAUGUAUCCGAUAUAACCGGUGCCCCUGAAAUGCUUGGCGGUCGUGUCAAGACAUUACAUCCAGCCGUCCAUGGUGGCAUAUUGUCAAGGCUAACAGACAGCGAUCUAGCUGACCUUAAGAAGCAAAAUUUCGAUCUAGUGCACUUGGUAGUGUGUAAUUUAUAUCCAUUCGUUGAUACGGUCUCUAAACCAGGUGUAACUGUAGCUGAUGCUGUGGAAAACAUUGACAUUGGUGGUGUUACAUUACUACGUGCCGCUGCUAAAAACCAUGAACGUGUGACUGUUAUUUGUGAAGCUAGCGAUUAUAGUAAGGUUUUGCAAGAAAUCUCCAAAACUGGAGACACUACAUUGGAAACAAGAAAACUUCUUGCUUUAAAAGCUUUCACACACACUGCCACAUAUGACGAUGCAAUUUCUGACUACUUCCGCAAACAGUAUUCCGCUGGUGGUUCCCAAUUGAAUCUCCGCUAUGGCAUGAACCCCCAUCAAAAACCAGCACAGCUUUUUACCCAGCUAGAAAAUUUACCAUUAAAAGUAAUAAAUAGCUCGCCAGGAUUUAUUAAUCUUUGUGACGCCCUCAAUGGAUGGCAAUUGGUUCGGGAACUGAAAAAAGCUCUAAACUUACCGGCUGCAACAAGUUUUAAGCAUGUUUCGCCAGCUGGAGCUGCAGUGGGUAAUCCACUUAGCAAGGAUCAAGCCAAACUUUGUAUGGUUGAUGAUUUAUAUGACAUUUUGACACCUUUAGCUACAGCUUAUGCCAGAGCUAGAGGAGCCGAUAGAAUGUCUUCCUUUGGUGAUUUUGUUGCAUUGUCUGAUGAGUGUGAUGCUGUUACUGCUAGGAUAAUCUCUCGUGAGGUUUCCGAUGGUAUUAUUGCUCCAGGGUAUUCCCAAGAAGCUCUUGAAAUUCUUAAGAAGAAGAAGAAUGGAAGCUAUUGCAUUUUACAAAUGGAUCCUAACUACGAACCAAGUUCAAUCGAACGUAAGACCAUUUUUGGUUUAACUCUUGAACAAAAGCGUAAUGAUGCUGUUAUCGAUGGAAGCCUAUUCAAAAAUGUUGUCACCAAGAUUUCGAGCCUACCAGAGGCUGCCAUUCGUGAUCUUAUUGUGGCAACAAUUGCAUUGAAAUUCACACAGAGUAAUUCAGUGUGUUAUGCCCGAGAUGGUCAGGUUAUUGGAAUUGGUGCAGGUCAACAAUCAAGAAUACACUGCACACGAUUGGCAGGUGAAAAGGCUGACAACUGGUGGCUGCGACAACAUCCUCGUGUUGCAGCAAUGAAAUUCAAGGCAGGUGUUAAACGUGCCGAAAUAUCGAAUGCAAUUGAUAAUUAUGUAAAUGGAACUGUUGGCAAGGAUAUGCCAUUGGCUCAGUUUCAAUCAAUGUUUGAAGUUGUUCCUCAACAACUGACACAAGAAGAGAAAACCGAAUGGUUGAAAGAAUUGAGUGGGGUAGCGUUAGGUUCGGAUGCUUUCUUCCCUUUUAGAGAUAAUAUUGAUCGUGCUAGAUUGAGUGGAGUUUCAUAUAUUGGUAGUCCGGCUGGUUCGACAAAUGAUGCUGGUGUUAUUGAGGCAUGUAAUGAGCAUGGAAUUAUUAUGGCACAUACGAAUCUCAGAUUAUUCCAUCAUUAAAAUUUUAUUUAUAGAAUAUAUUAUAUUACCGAUUAUUGCAAAGCAUUUUUUUUAUAUUUGUGCAAUUAAAUUAAAGAUCUACUUUUAAUAUAAA